Molecule: messenger RNA, 14812 nt
Organism: Schistocerca piceifrons (Central American locust)
Lineage: Eukaryota; Metazoa; Arthropoda; Insecta; Orthoptera; Acrididae
Gene: Megf8
Product: multiple epidermal growth factor-like domains protein 8
Exons: 40
Coding region: 494-9514 (3006 amino acids)
Molecular function (GO): calcium ion binding; protein binding
Source: RefSeq, a predicted model, not a curated record
UGUUGCGCUAAUGACGUCAUGCAUAGUUCAAGAUCGCUCACAUAGCGAAGAUGAGAAUCGUAUAACAUCUGUAUAGCGCAAGAAAUUCGUUGUUUGUGUUUGUUUGGAAUGUGGAAGAGGUGUGUUUGCGGUUGUGUACAGUGACGUAUGACUUUCGAAUGUUAUGUUGCUUUGAUUUCGGUCGAAGGAGUUGUCACGAAUGCGAUCUGCUGAACGUCUAGUUUACUUUUGCAAUAGCAUUUAGGAACGUUUGUUGGUAACAAUACGAAUGCUGGUCACGAAGUUGAUUACAGGUUUUUAAGGGUCGUAUCGAUGUUCGAAGAAUCACUAGACAUAUUUUUUCUGACACCUGAACCACAGUAAUUUUGAUAAUGUUUACAAAUGACCUGUCAGUUCGCAUGUCCCGUUAGUCAUAAAAAGAUUUUGUUAUUUGUUGUGGCAUGGUGUUACUAUUCACUGUUCAAAAUUACGCAGAAACGUCAACGUUACGAAAAUGAGAGCUCGUGUGAAACAAAAAGUAAUCCUGCAACCAUUUGCGACAUGUAUUUGUACAUUAAUCAUUUCCGUGCUGUCUGUUCAAGCUGCACAUCAGUCACUCCCAUGCGACAAGUCUCGUAAGGUUUAUUCAAAUUCAUGGGGUGUAAUCACACAUGGCCCAUCGGGAUCCAACUACACGCAAGACUCACAUUGUGAAUGGCUCAUUAAAGCAAAUAGCAGUCAUCAGUUCAUUACAUUGAACUUUAAGACAAUGGGUACAGAAUGUUCAUACGAUUAUAUAUUUGUAUAUGAUGGUGAUUCCUUCCAGUCAACUCUCCUGGGAAGUUUUAGUGGAAAAACAGAACCACAACAAAUAACUGCAUCAUCUGGUGCUAUGCUAAUUCUACUCUACAGUGAUGCAAAUUAUGUGCUGGAUGGUUUCCGUGCUGAAUACUCAAUUACUGAUUGCCCAAACAAUUGUACAAGGCAUGGAGUAUGUGUUGGACAUAUGUGCGUCUGUGAGGCUGACUGGCGUGGUAAAGACUGCAGUAAGGAACUAUGUCCUGAUGAAUGUGGAAGCAAAAGACAGAGGGGCCGCUGUGACCAUGGGAAAGGCUGCAGCUGUCAUCCUCAGUACUCUGGAGAAGCUUGCAGCUUAGAUAAAGCUGAUAACAAAGGCAACAGGUGGCAUUGGCUGUCACGUGCGGAAUCUGGAUUCUCUGCUCGGGCUGCACAUACAGCAGUUUAUUACAAUGAAACAGACUCCCUUUAUGUAUUUGGAGGUUACGAUCUGAAUAAAGUGUUGGGUGAUAUGGUGGUCUAUAAAUUCAAAGCAAGUCACUGGGAAGAUGAAUAUGGAAAUGUGAUAGAUGGAACAUCUACACUUAAAUUACUUAGCCCACAACAGUUGAAAGAGGUUGUUCAUGCAGGAAAGGAGGAGCUGUGGGCCCUGCAACAAAGGAAUUCUUUUCUUGGCAAUAUUUUGCUUGCUAUAUCAGAAAAUUCAACAAUAAUUUCACAUCCUCAACCACCAAGAGAAAUAUCAAGACACCGUGCAAGAUUGGGUAGGGAUUUAAGGCAUCUUCUGAGAAUGGAAAGAGAUACUUCCAGUGGCCCUUCAGACAGUGAUAAUAAUGGAAAUGAGGAAAUUGAUAAUAUGAGAACUGCGAACUUAUAUGAUGGCAAGGAGAGUGUUCUCACAUCAGUAGCAGAAGAGCAGCCUCUUCAUAAGAUUCCUGGGUUUGAAGAGUACAUUGUAACGGAUGCCCACACACGGGAUCAAAAGCCUCACUUUCCUGUGAAGCCAUCAGCAAGAUACGGUCAUGCUGCCUGUGGGUAUCCUGGAGGCUUCGUCCUUUUUGGUGGAAAACUUGCUACAGGGGAGCUCUCCAGUGAGCUGUGGUACUACAAUGUGAAACAACGCAACUGGUCACUCAGGGCAUUCGAUUCAACAAUAACCCCACCAAAAUUAACUCGCCAUACAGUUACCCAUGAUACAAGGAGAAACUACAUAUAUCUGUUUGGUGGAAGUACAGAAAAUGGAGAAUUUUCGUCAAAACUUUUCAGCAUAAAACUGAAUUUUGAUAAUCCAGAAGAUGAACAGUGGUCUGAGAUACAUGCACGUGGUGGAAAGGAGCUAGAUGUCCGAAUGGUUGCACAUACAACUGUAUACCACCCACAAACAAACUCUUUGAUUGUCUAUGGAGGCAUUGUGGUAGGUGUUGCUCGUUUCUCAAAGCUGAGUGAUAGAAUGUUUUCCUUUCAACUGGAUAGCAAGCAUUGGUCAGAGGUUCAUUACCCUCGGGCCCAUCUCCGUGACACCUAUGUUCCACGGGAGAGAGCAUUUCAUACAAGCACUAUUAUAGGAAAUUAUCUGGUUGUGUUUGGAGGAUAUUCUCAUCGCCAUAACAAAGAGGAAAUUUGCUAUGACAGUCACAUGUACUUAUACCAUCUGGGCUGUCAUACUUGGGUUAGCCAUGAUAUUUUAGGUGUGAGUGACAAAGCCCAAGACUACCGUUAUCCUAAGCAACAAGGUGUUUUUGCUCAUGCAGCAGAUGUUAGGAAUGGAAAUACAUUGCUUAUUGUUGGUGGUUAUCAUGGAAAUGUGAAUGCUGAUCUUUUGGCUUAUGUCUUACCACCAAUGCUGGCCAGCAGGGAAGGUGAAACUUAUGAAGCGGAACAAGUAUGUGGCAGACAUCGAAGUUUCAUGGAAUGCACAGCAAAUCCAGAAUGUGGUUGGUGUUCAGCAGAUGAAGUGUGCUAUGGUCGAACAAUUGGAAUAAACUGCACAACAAAUCUACAAACAACUCGUUGUCCAGGGAUAUGUCCAGCUUUGGGAGACUGUCAUUCCUGCUUGAUACAUGGAACAAUGACAAAUCCAAGUGAUCAGAUACCAAAUAAUCAGUAUUCAUCUGCUGCACCAGUAUCAUCUGUUGCCUCUAAGUUAAAUCUUGGUCAGUGUACUUGGUGUGUCCAGAAUGCUCGCUGUCACCACAAAGAUGAUAAUUUUGGUGUUUGCGGGCUGAGAGAGGACACACCAUCCCAAGUUCCUGGCUGGUGGGGACCGAAGGGUACGGAGAUAAAAAGAGUUGAAGAAUGUCGAGAACUGGACAGAAGACCUGGACUAACUUUCCUUAAAUAUAAGCACCCCGCCAACUGGUCACAGCCUGACUCGGUUACAAUAAUAAAUGCAACUACUGUUGAUUUCAAUAUGGUUGCUACUAACACACUAAUGGAGAAAAAUUUAGAUGGAGAAAUAAUUGCAAGAUUAUUAGGAUUUCUUCGUCCACCAGAUGUUUGGGGUGAUGGAAAAGAGACAUUGCGCAUGUGUGCUAGUUAUUCAUCAGCCGUUUUGCGAAUGUCUCGUGGAAAUGUUUCUUCUGAAAAUAUGCUGGAUGUGGUUGGGAACUUGACAGCUGAUGCUUCCCAGUGCGUCACUGCACAAUGGCAGAAUGGGACCCCUGCUGUGCUUUAUCCAGGUCGUUAUUUGGUGGAUUUUGAAUCAAGGAACAACGUGAGCAAUGGUCCUCAUCAACAAUCAAAAAUGGAACUUCUGCAUAAUAAAAGUCAAGAAAAUGCUAAGGUAUUCACAUUUGAUUAUUUAGAACCAUAUGAGAAUGGCUCUUGCCAUUUAUAUACAAACUGCUUACACUGUUUGGAAGAUUCCCUUUGUGGAUGGUGUGAUUUAAACCAACGAUGCAUGUCAAGAAAGUCAAAUGAGUCAGAAGAAUGUGUAUCCCCCGCAUUGCCAAAUGAAUGGCGCUACCUUACUCUGCUUCCAUCAAGUUGUGCCAAUUGCUCGAACUAUAUUUCCUGUGAAAGUUGCGUUAGCAGUGGCCUUUGUGAAUGGUGGACAGAGGAUGCCCGCUGUGCAAGGAAAGGGAGAUCACAAGAUGCUGUGAUACAGCUGUCAGAGUGUCCUAUGCCCUGCCACCUGCGAAGAAACUGUUCUCAGUGUUUGGAUGACAGAGGGCGAUGUGUGUGGUGUGAAACAAAACAGGAGUGUUUCUCAUUUUCUAUAUAUACCUCUGAGUAUCAGUUUGGACAGUGUCGGGAGUGGGUGGACCAAGUUUAUGUGUUGGCACCUAAUCCUCAAGGACGUGGAAGGCAUGUGGGACUACAAAGCAAUAAUCAGUGCAAGUCUUGCAAGAGGCACACAAACUGUUCCAGUUGUUUACAAAGUUUGGGUUGUGGAUGGUGCUAUAGCCAGGAAAACCCCAUUUUGGGAGUGUGUGUUGAGGGAGAUUUUAGCCAUCCCCAUAUUGACUCCUGCUCUGCUGCAGUAAAUUUGUAUCAUAACACAACACUAGAUAUGAAUGGAACAAGAUGGUCAUAUGCAAUGUGCCCUGACGUGGAUGAAUGUGAUUUGGGACUCGAUGAUUGUCAUCCAAAUGCUGAAUGUACAAAUACACAUGGUUCCUACACUUGCAAGUGCAAACAAGGAUUUAUAGGAGAUGGGAUUCAUACCUGUGUAAAGACUUGUGACAGUGAUUGCAUCCAUGGGUACUGUGGUGGUCCUCCAGAUUAUGUCUGUAAAUGUGAGCUUGGCUGGACAGGUGAAGACUGUGGUAUUAAUUGUGGUUGCAACAAUCACUCUACUUGUUUAGAAGGUGUUGGGAAAUGUGACAGUUGCCAUGACUGGACUGAAGGAGAAUUUUGUCAGUUUUGCCGGCCAGGAAGUUAUGGUAACGCAACCAGUAGUGGUUGUCAGUUAUGCAAUUGUAAUGAGCACGGGAACUAUAGUAAAGGAAUAUGUGAUCGUCAGACAGGCGAAUGUUUUUGCCAAGACAAUACAGAAGGUCAAAAUUGUGAAAGAUGUAAGAAGGGCUAUUAUGGUGAUCCAAGACAUGGAGGCAUGUGCUAUUAUGAGUGUGCAUCUCGGGGAAUGCUCACUGGAUUAGAAAGUCAAGGAUUAGGCAGCCGUCUUGGACAACUAACUCCAUGGGAACAACGCCAACGUACUAUACCAAUUCAUGAAUGCCUGUGGAUUGUAAGCCCAUUUGAUGUUCAGAACAAGUCUGUAACCUCUCAUCCAAGCCAGUCCAGUGUGGUGCAGUUUACAAUCCAUGAUGAUAUUAAUGUCAGCUGCCAGGAAAAUAGCAUUUAUGUUUAUGAUGGUUUACCAGAUUUCAUGUCAGCAUCAGGCAGCCAUCAGAAUCAUGUACUGGGAGUAUUUUGCUCAGCAGAUACAGAAUACCCUGUAACUGUUGAGGCAAAAUCAGGUAUUUUAACAGUUUAUUAUAAGCAAGCUGACUUGUCAGAGGGAUUUAAUGCCAGUUACACAGUGAUGACAUGUGAGAGAGACUGUAGUGGAAACCAUACUUGUCAUAAUGAUCAGUGUGUUUGUAAAGAUGGCUGGACUGGAUCUAACUGUUCCAUUGUCAUGUGUCCUCGAAACUGUAGUGCCAACAAAAGUCAAGGUGUUUGUGACAAAGCAUACGGUCAGUGUAUAUGCAGUGCAAAUUUUGGCGGCGAGGACUGUUCUGUGGAGCUAAAUAAUACACAACUAGUGUUUACACAACUGUUUGACACUAAUCGAAUAUCUGAUAGUUUGGAGCAUUUACGAAAAACUAUUCCACGCUUUGGCCAUAGUGUAGUGGCAGACAGGAGAGGUUCAUUGUGGAUGUUUGGAGGCUAUUCACUAUCUAAUGGACCACUUAAUGACAUCAGAUUGUUUGAUACAAGGAACAAUACAUGGAUACCUGUCACAGUAGAUUCCACCAGAGAUGUAAAUAUGCCACAGGGCCGCUAUUUUCAUGCAGCUGAAAUUGUGCACACAACCCAAGACAUUUAUGUAUAUGGUGGCUUAGCAGAAAAGGAACAUGUAACAGGCUUAUCACGAAACGUAUUGAAUGAUUUUUGGAAAUUCAGCCUUAAGAACCAAAGAUGGACUGAUAUUAAGAUUGAAAAAUGUCCACCUCCACUUGCUGGCCAUACACUGACUUUGCACCGUGGACUCUCAAGUGAGUCUGAAAGCUUGGUGUUGAUUGGAGGAUUCAACCCCAAAUAUGGAUUUAUGGAUGUCAUUUGGGAAUACGAUAUUGGUUCAAAUAUAUGGAACAGCCUGAAUACUUCAGGAAGUGGACCCAUAGGAAUUUAUGGCCAUAGUACUGUAUACCAUAACCCAACAGAAAGCUUCUAUGUAUUCGGAGGCUAUAUAUUUGAUUUCAACAGCUCAUUUAUAUCAAGUAAGCUCUACUCUUUUCAUUAUCCAUCACAGAAGUGGUCAGUACUUCCAACCUUUGAGGGUUAUAAUCCAGCAUCGGACCUCUUGCCUCGGGCAAGAUUUUUACAUUCUGCUAUUACAACUGAUGACUAUAUGAUUGUAUUUGGUGGAAGAACAAAUCCACACAAUACCACAGAUUCGCUUAUGGCAUACUCAUAUAUAUGCAACUAUUGGAUCAGAUUAUUGGCUAAAGAUGUUCAUGUAGUCGGUUCCCCUCCACCAGCCACAUAUGCUCACGGUAUGACAUAUGACCCUGAAAAUGGCGCAGCAUAUGUAAUUGGUGGUUUUGACGGAGGAGUGCAAAGUGUCGUAAUAAAAAUUGUAUUUCCCAGAGAUCUCUGUAACUUGUGGACAAGUAAGGACAGAUGUAUUACAUCUGUGGGUUGUUCAUACUGUGAAGUGGCACAUAAGUACGGAGAAACUACUUCAGUGUGUUAUUCAAACAGCCAGCCACUUGCUGACAGUUGCGAGAGCUCCAAUGGCACUAUUAAAACCAACAAUGGUGUUGUGUGUAAUGCAGAGUGGUUUGCAGGAAGAACAUGUGAGCAGUAUCAAAGCUGCACCGACUGUCUUGCAAAGUGGCCUAGCUACUCCACAGAAAUGAAGGUAUGUGGUUGGUGUGCAAAUUGUAAUUCUCCAAAAUGUGGAGCAGUGGAGGACUUAGAGGACAAAAAAGACACCAAAGAAAGAAUUACUGAUGUUGAACAGUGUCCAGAGAAAAUGUGUCCAGCAUCUGACUGUGAAAAGUGCCUAGAUACAGGUUCAUGUAUCUGGACUAGACAGGUGCAGCAACAUUCUGAUGAUUUCAGAGCAUUAGUGAAUCAGGAACCUAUUUUUAACUGGAGUUGUGUGCCUGAUAGUAUUCCCAAAAGGUCGUCCAUAAAAAUUGAGUCAGCUCCACCAGCUUCGUGUCCGAAUCGCUGCAGUGAGUACAAGGAUUGUCAGAGUUGCUUGAACACUACAGGAUCUGAAGGUGGAUGGCACGAAUGUCGUUGGUCAGUGCAACUUAAUGAGUGUAUUUCCCCUAGUUACCAACCUCUGUACUGUGCUGGUGGUGUAUGUGGUCUGGUAUUAAGAGGUGAUGACAUUGAUCAAUGUCCAGAACAGUGUUCUUCAUUCACACAGUGCUCAACUUGUCUGAAGCAUGCACAUUGUGGGUGGUGUGCUCUUUCAAUGAGUAAUGUCACAGGGCUUGGAGUGUGCACUGAAGGAUCCCUUGACAGUCCUUCAGAUAGACCUUCCCAGGAAACAUGCCGUGCACUCUACUAUAAGCAGCAAGCUGAAAUGUCAGAACAGUUGGGCCUGAACAGCUCUUCGGUGAUAUUGGCAAGCAAAAAUGCAUCUGACUGUUCAGAGGAUGACCUAGAUUGCCCUACAUUUUCAUGGCAUUAUGUGAAAUGUCCUCCAGAGAAUGAGUGUCUAAAUAACCACCAUACAUGUGACAAUAAGUCAGAGAUAUGUGUAGAUGCUGUGGAAGGAUUUACUUGUGUAUGUGGACAAGGAUAUAAGGAAGAAAGAUCUACAUGUGUACCCGUAUGCUCUAAAGGCUGUGUUAGAGGUGUGUGUGUUGAGCCCAAUAUCUGUCACUGUGACUUUGGUUAUGUUGGAUCAAACUGCAGCAUUCAGUGUCAGUGCAAUGGACAUUCAAACUGUGCUGGACCAGACAGACUUGAUGAAUGUAUUGAAUGUCAUAACAAUACACAGGGACGUCAAUGUGAAAAGUGUAAGCCUCUUUAUGUUGGUGAUCCAACAAAUAAUGGCCAGUGUGUGCCUUGUUAUGAAUUCUGCAAUGGACAUGCCGAUAUAUGCGUUGACGUUAAUAUGGCGACAAAGGUAUUUCGUCCGGAUCAUGAGCUACGAUAUCUCCUUGAUCAAUUACAUGAAGGUCCAACAAAUUUAGCUAAAUGCAUAAAUUGUGCAAAUAACACAACAGGUGACCGAUGUGAUGAAUGCAUAUACGGUUAUUUCAGAGGAUCCACAGAUGCUUCUGUAGCUUGUCGGCAAUGUGAGUGCCAUGGUCAUGGAGAUACAUGUAAUCCAGUAACAGGAGAAAAAUGCAAUUGCCAAGAUAAUACUGAGAGUGAUGUGUCAAACUGCAUUAGCAACAUUGGUAGUCUUGGUAAAACUAGCCCAAGUCAACAAGGCCAACCACCUCCAUGUUGGACGCAACAGUGCACAAAAUGUAAGGAGUCAUAUAUGGGGACACCUAAAGACGGUCACCAGUGCUAUAAGCACAUGCUUGCAGACUCACAGUUCUGCUUUGAUGCCAAACAAGUUGAAGAAUGCAGAAUGAAGCCUCACCCUCUGAAGCCAGGAAAGGUGUCGUUUUUUGCUAUACAACCAAAAUUUCUGAAUGUGGACAUACGUGUCAUUGUAGAUGUGACUCAAGGAGCUCUAGAUUUCUUUCUCAGUGCAAGUGAAAAAACUUUCAUUGUGAGGAAUAUCAGUGGAGAACAGAAGGUUGACCUGGACAAACUAUUCCAAUACUCAUUAGUGGAUACCACUGAUAACGCAGCAACUGAAAUAAGAAUGCUUGAUGAUCCACUGCCAGUUUACACUGCAGAAGUGAUUCGAAAUAAUCUUUGGCGAAAGCACAAACUUCUCAUUCUUGAAGCUCUUCCAGAAAGUCUUACAACAUAUAUAACAGUGACAGAGAAAAAUACAAUAUUAAUUGUGCGUAAUGUACAUAACAGAUUGGUCUUAACAUUGCCCCAAGAUAGCCAUGAGCUCAACAUGACAAAGUUUUACAUGGCUCUUGUUGCAAGCACAUCUGGGAACAAUACUUCCAAUGUCGCAUAUGGUACAAUAUUUUUCAGACAAGACCAACUUCACAUAGACUUAUUUGUUUUCUUUUCGGUCUUUUUCUCUUGCUUCUUCCUCUUUCUUGCUGCCUGUGUUGUAGCGUGGAAAGCCAAACAAGCAGCGGACUUACGACGGGACCGCCACAGACACGCUGUUGAAAUGUUACACAUGGCGAAAAGGCCAUUUGCAUCUGUUACUCUACUUCUGGAUUCUCUAAAUGAUGACAGUGACCAGCUGCAGAUGCUGCCAUCUCCUUCAUCAGCACAGUCACCUCAUAGGAGGAGGUUGCGGAAGCAGCCACCUGUUACUGUGGGAGACGUAAGACCAGUUGCUGUUGAACCAACAGAUGAUGGUGUCGCUGCUGUUGGGACACUGUUUGUUCAGCUCCCAGGGGGAUCUGAUGCACCUGUUCGUUUAGCAUUAGCAUCAUCACUUAUUCUUCUCGCACGUGUUUAUCCUUUAAAUGGAAGAGCAUUUCUUAGGCGCAGAAGUAGUCAUGCACCGACAUAAGAUGUAUAACAGUAUUUCUUACAAUUUGCAGAAUGUAGUGUACACAGAUCAGAACCCGUGCAGUAAUUUUCAAAUACAUAUCCUCUGUACCAAAGGACUCACAUUCUUCCUCAUGUCCAUUCCAAACAUUUUGUUUGAAACAGCAAGUAUUAUUACAGAAGUUAUAGUUGUGUGGCCUGCUAGUUUUUGGGUUUGAGUAAUCAGUAAGCUAUGCACAAAGUAUUUGUAAGACCUGUGACUGUUAAACAAAAUAUGUGUAAUAAUGCUGGAGCACUUCUGUUCCUUAAGUUCAGGUUAGGAAUAAAAGCAACUGAAUGCAGAGAAAAUGUUGCAUGUUUAAAUUUUGUUGUGAGAUGGUCAUCAUAAAAAUUCUGGAAUUAAUAUGUACAUUUUUGAAUUGUAAAUAAGAUAACUCCCACAACUACUUAAAUAAUGAAAUGAAACAUGCAUCUGCUUUCAAAACUUGUUAGAUAUGUAGGUUAGUAUCUAAUGAAAAGGCAAGCUCUCUGUGUUAUUUUUUUCUGAUUAGUGAUGGUACCUAUAUUAGUAAGAUUAUUCUAUAAUCAUUUUCUCCAUAUUGAGAUUCUGAGUCACUCCACCACUGUAUGGUAGCUGGUGAACAGAACAGUCCAUUUGCAAACAGUUUUAGUAAGAACGACCAGUUUUGACAGUAAAGAAUGUCAUUUAAAGCAGCGACAGAUACCUGAAUAAUAAAUAAGCAACAAUAUGUGAGUAAUAAAGUGUAAGGGAGAUAAUCAAACAAAGGAAAAUCCAGGAUGAAAUAAUGACAAUAUUAUGAAAAGGAUGGAUUGAUACUCACCAUAUAGGCACAGCAAAAAGACUUUCAAACUAGUAAGCUUUCAGCCAGAAAGACCUUCACUGGAAUUAGAGAAAAAAACACACACAAAUGCAAAUGCAACUCUCACAAACAUGACCACAAUCGUGGGCUGCUGUUUGCUGUCUUGACCUCGGCAGCCAGAGACUGUGGUCAUCUGUGUGUGAGCUGCUUUUGCAUGAGUGUGUGUAUAAGUGUUCUCUAAUUCCGAUAAAGGCCUUUCUAGCCAAAAGAUUGAUUGUUUGACAGCCUUUUUGUUGUGCUUAUUUGUGACUCAGGAUCCUGUCUAUAUGGUGACUAGCAAUCUAUCCUUUUCAUAAUUUUACUAUAAGGGAGAUUAUAUUACAUAAUCUGAAUAACAUGCUUUUAUUAAUCUACAAAAUACGUAGACUCAGUAAAGUGCCAGUAACUAAUAUUCUGAAAGUAAAUGAUAGUCAAAAUAGCUUGUAGGGAGGGGGGAAAAAUGCAACUGGUGAGCUGUAAUGUUCUAACAAGAAAUAAUGGUAAUAAGCUUACUAGUUAUGAUAUUAAGAUCUAAGUCAAGACUGUAAUAGAAAGUGAGAAUACUCACAGAUUGAAGUAAUUGAUAGUUGCUAACCUUCGAAGAAUCGGAUUGGCUUGGGUGAUGGGAGAUGGAGAUGAAUUACUACAAUGAAUUUCUGGCCCUCUACUGUAGUCUGGGCAACUUGUAGGUUGUAACGUAUUAUGUCAGUCAUAUGGUGCACUGUAAUUACCCUUACACUCUCUUAGUCAUUCCAUGCAACAAGUAUUCUCUAUUUGUUAUUCAAGUAUCUAUUGUCACCUUAAACUAAUUUUUUUAAGGUCAAAACUGAUUAUGUUUAAUCAAACUGUUUGAAAAUGGAACUACCCUAUUCAUCAUUUUUUACGUAAUACUCAAAGCUAUUGCUUCUUGUUGUGUCCAUUGGAUUCCUUUUUUAUUUUUGUUAUUUGUACAAUUUAAGGUGCUGUUAUUGAAUCUUGGUUGUAGAAGAUUACUUAUGAACCUGUUAGUUAAUGUCUUGUUCAGACUGACAGUAUCUGACUGCAGAUUUUGUAGGAGAGUCAUUUAUGUAAUGACUUUAUCUUUAAUGGCAGAGCAUCACUCCUGCUGCUAGUAAAGUUAGUGGUGUGAUUACAGAACUGUUGCAAACCUAUGAAGAGAACUGAUUAGAUAGAUACUGAAAAAAUUUUGUACUAUUCUCAAUUGGGUAAGUACUGACGUUGGUAUAGGAGCAACAGAAACAUAAGAUAGACAAUGAUUAAACUUGAACUUAUGAAACAGAAGGUUCAUUUCUCAGGCUUUACGACUGAAAUGUGAUUGUAAUAUGUGUCCAAAGUUGACAAAGAUAGUAGGAAGGAAAUUAAUUACCCUAGACCUCUGUGCAACAACAUAAUGGAAGAAAAUAGAUUGCAAAUAUUUUAAUGAAAUUUACAAAAGUGGGAGCUGUUGAUAAGCACAAAGGGCAGAUAAUAAUGGUGAGAUAAUAGAUUGAAAACAAAUGCAGAUAAACUGUUGUUCCUUUGCAUCAGCACAAUUUUCAGUGACAUCCUAACAGUUCUGUUUUCCACAGCUACUCUUAAUCUUGUGCAUUAAUAGCUUUCUCAGCAACAUCUGAUUAAAACUGUCGGUGGGUGGGCGGGGAACCAGCUGUGUAGCUGCCAAUGGAAAAUUUUCUCAUAGACAUAAUAUUAUCUCUGACAUGAUAAUUUUUAAUGUGACUGAUCUCUGCAAUGAGAGCCAUCCUGCAUACCUCACUUGACAUAUAUCACUAACUUCAGUUGUUCCCCAGACACAAUUCACAGCCAUGCAUUUGCAGGAAGAUAUCUCCCGCACAUACAGGUUUUCAUGUGAUGAAUUUCUACUGUCUCCUAUUGCAAAUCAUGUAAGAUAAAGAAUGUGCUCCGCAUUGCAAAUAAAUGGUUCAUGAUGACUGUCAUUCUGUUUGGGCUACAUUGAUCUCCUCAUUCCAGGACUAAUGUGCUGAGUUUUAAGCAUAAGGAUUGAUUGUCACCAUCUUCCAUGACCUUUUUCAACAGUAGCAUCAUCCAUAUUACUUCUUUAUUAAAAAAAAUCUUUGCUACUUCCAAUUAACUUUUCUUACAUCCAACUUUUUAUGCUCUCCCAAAAUAAAUUUUUUACUCAUUUCACAUACAUCUGCAGCUAUACAUCUCUCUCAUCCAUUGCAUUUCAUAAUUGGCAAUCUUUGCUGUCUUCACUACCCACAUGGGGGUAUGAACUACUUUGAAAUUGUCAUGCUCAUUGCUCUAACAUGUUUAUCCCCUGUCUCCCAGCGUUUUUUUUUUUAAUCCAGAGAAUGAAUCUUCUGUUGCAGAUCAAAGAUGUAUCAUUAUUAGUUACAUAUCUUAUAUUUUCUCAGUAUAAUUGUGUUACAAUUCCCGAGUUCAUAAAUUAGAACGUUACUUCAGAUCUCAGUUAUACGAAUAUUUUUUGAAUCACCAGGUCACUUGUUGUGUCUUCUUGUUUAAAAUACAACCAGUUUAAAUGUAUUGCCAGGUAGGAUUAAAAGGAGAAUUGAUCUUUUGUCAGGCAGCUGUAAUCAGAUAUUUGUGUGUUAAUAACGGCAAUCUACUUCUAUUAAAAUAACAUUGUCAUUGACUUUUACUGAGUUCAAGGGAGCAGUUAACUGUACUCUUUCUUGAGCACUACAUGCUCACUGUGUUGCUGUUUUGCAGAGCUUUGCGAAAUUUGGCUGCCUGCACACUAGCACAACUGUCUCCCACCACUGUUGUCAAUCACUAAGCUAUUUAAGCUGUAGUUGCUGGCAACCAUUCCACGUAAGUGUUGUAAUGUAAUGUUAAUUUAUUAAUUGUGGUGUACCUUUUCUUUAUUGUUGUAACAAUUCGUUUUAACGUAGUUCUUUAAAGGCCUUUUCUCUUGUAUAGAUCUUGAUAUAUUUUGUAUGUGUCUGUAAGGUGAUCUGACUAUAAGUAUUCUGAAAGUUCAGCCUAAAGAUUUCAUCGGAAAGAGACAAUACACUUGGAAUUGGGUUACUCCUUGAGUGUUCCUCUUGACUGAUGAUUUUUCAGCUGGUAUUCAGCCAGAAACAUCAUCUAGCAGUGUGCUAUGUUUCCUCCUCAUUCUGCUUUUCUGAAAAAUAAGAAAUUUACUAGGCAUUCCUGAAAAAAACUGGAAAAUCACUUUGUUACUUUUCUUGAAUUUUGUAAAUAUUGUAAAUCUAUGUAAUAUUUCUUUUUUAAAAUAUGAUGAUAAAGAGAAAACGCAAUAAUAGUAGCAGCAAUUUUUAAGGAAGACUAAUAAGGGAAAACAAAAAGAAAGAUGGUGUUCACGUUUAUAAAUACUAUCUUUAUAGAAUUUGCGAUCAAACUUCUGCAAAUUAUGUUAUCAUUUCUGUCUCUCCAAGACAAACACACACAAAAUUAAUCUGUUCAAACAAAGCAUGAAAUGUUUUAUUAACCUGCAGCUCACAUUAAAAGGCAUAGUCUUUUGAAGUUCAUAUUUUUGUAGAUAUUCUGAUAAGGAAGAAAUAUUGAACAGCUAUUUUUUUACUUUAGAAUACAAACAGAGUCAAAUUGCAGGACAGUAUUAAAUAUAAUAGAAUGUAAUAUCAUUAUGUACAUAAUGUAAACUCCUAUUGUACUGAGUGAGAUAAACAUGUAAGACUCUCAUAAUAUUUUGUCAGUAUUAUGUUAUGUGAUAACAAACUGUAUUGCAAAGGUAACCUUGUGGUCCUCAAACUGUGUAUGGCUUUUAACACCAAUAAAAGCCCCUGAGAGCCAGUGAACUAAACACUUUAAUGUUUGACAUUUUGAUGCACCUAAAGAUUUGGUAGUAAAACAUUUAACAUACCCAAUAGAAAAUUUAAAAAAGUUAGUUAAAGACACUACUGUGUUUUCAAGAAAAAAGAACUAAAGAGAAUAGUUUUCACAAUAAAAAGAAAGUAAUGUGCACAGUUUCUGAACCACAAGGAGUAAUGUAAAUGAAUGACUGUGUAUCUUUGAUGUAUAUGAAUGCUUCCACUUUUAUAUAUUUUUAAAUGCCAUUUUCUACUGUCCUGUAGGAUGAAGAAUUUAUAUGACAAACAUGGUAUGUUGUUUUGUUUAAAACAAUUACGAUGCAGUCUUUCGUAAGAAUGAGAUUAUUGUCUUGUUUGAUACUACUUGAGAACUUGUAAAUAAUGUAAAUCUUAUGGUUUGGACCUAGACAGAUAGUAUAAAUAUCUGUGUUAUCAUUUUGAAUAGUUUAAUAUUAUAAUUUAUGUGCUUGUGAAUUUUUGUCUGUUUUUGUUGGUGAGAUGUUUUAUCUCCUUCUGAAGGCUGAACAAGAAAUAUCAUUUAUGUAGCAUUCCACAACAGUUUUUAAGUGAACGAUCUGAUGUGUACAUUAUCUGUGUAACUGAUGAUAAUUUCUCAUCAGUUGUUUAUCAUUUAUUUUACUUGAGGCAGCUAUAUCAAAAAUUGGGAAUAAAGUUUUACAUCAUGAA